Molecule: messenger RNA, 3940 nt
Organism: Drosophila busckii
Lineage: Eukaryota; Metazoa; Arthropoda; Insecta; Diptera; Drosophilidae
Gene: mor
Product: SWI/SNF complex subunit SMARCC2
Exons: 8
Coding region: 92-3682 (1196 amino acids)
Biological process (GO): positive regulation of DNA-templated transcription
Cellular component (GO): SWI/SNF complex
Molecular function (GO): histone binding; DNA binding
Source: RefSeq, a predicted model, not a curated record
GCGUCUUUUGCGGCUACGUCGUUUUCAAUAUUCAUUUUAGAAGUGAAACUGUGGAUAAAAUCAAAUAAAAGCAUUUAAAAAGUGUUACACAAUGAAUACACUGGGUCCUAAAAAGGAUGGUAGUCCCAAUAUUGACUUCUUCCAAUCGCCAGAGACUCUGCAAGGCUUUGAGUCUAUACGACUGUGGCUACAAAAAAAUUGUAAAAAAUACUUGGCGCACAGCUCGGAGCCAAUAACCAAGGAAUCACUUGCACAAUUGCUAGUACUAUUUCUGCAAUAUGUGGAGGCUAAGUUGGGCAAAAACUCUACUGAGCCGCCGGCAACCAGAAUCCCGAUGCGCUGCUUCCUGGAUUUUAAAAACGGCGGCGGUCUUUGCAUUAUUUUUUCAACCAUGUUUCGUUUUCGCGCCGAGCAACGCGGAAAGAAAUUUGAUUUUUCAAUUGGCAAGAAUCCGACACGUAAGGACCCUAACAUACAACUGCUAAUUGAAAUCGAGCAAGCACUCGUGGAGGCGGAUCUAUAUCGCAUACCAUACAUUUACAUAAGACCAGAGAUUGAGAAGAGCUUUGAGUCACGCUUGCGUGAAAUUCUUGACAAUCGUCGUGUGGAAAUAGUCACAGAGGAAGAAGAAGCUACGCAUAUUGUUUACCCUGUCGUAGAUCCGCAUCCGGAUGAAUAUGCACGGCCCAUAUUCAAACGUGGCAACCAUGUGAUGUUGCAUUGGUAUUACUUUCCAGAGUCCUAUGACUCGUGGACUGUAAAUAAUUUCGAUUUGCCCGAUAAUAUACCUGACAAUCCGGAGUCGCCAGCGGAACGUUGGCGCGUAGCAGCUUCCUGGAUUUUAGAUCUAGAGCAAUACAAUGAAUGGAUGGCCGAGGAGGAUUAUGAAGUAGAUGAACUAGGUAAAAAGAAAACGCACAAGCAGCGCAUGUCCAUUGAUGACAUUAUGUCCUUUGGUGAUGACAAAAAGAAGCCCAGUACCAGCAGUUCAACUGGAAAGCAAAAGCGGCGCCGUUCACCAUCACCCACAACUAGCACUUCGACUUCAAAGCCUGGCAAACGAAAGCGCUCGCCGGCUGUUAUACACAAGAAAUCACGUAACGAUGAUGACGAAGAAGAUCUAACACGCGAUCUUGACGAUCCGCCAGCGGAGCCCAAUAUACAAGAGGUCCACAAGUCUGCGCAUUCGUCACUUCAAUCGACAGCAAGUCCUGCUCCGGGAAACAAAUCGCGUGCUGACAAUGAUAUGAUGCCCAUUAAGGGUGGCACCAUGACUGAUUUGGAUGAUGAAAUGACAGGUGGCAGCGGUGCACAAGCCAUGUCCACAGGAGAUGGCGAUAAUUCGCAGACGGGGAAAACAAGCGAUAAUAGCAAUACACAGGAGUUUUCCUCAUCUGCUAAAGAAGACAUGGAGGAUAAUGUGACAGAGCAGACGCAUCACAUUAUUGUGCCUUCAUAUUCUGCCUGGUUUGAUUACAACUCUAUACAUGUCAUUGAGAAGCGCGCCAUGCCCGAGUUCUUCAACAGCAAGAACAAAUCCAAAACGCCUGAGAUUUACAUGGCCUAUCGUAACUUUAUGAUUGAUACCUAUAGGCUUAAUCCAACGGAGUACUUGACCAGCACUGCCUGUCGUCGCAAUUUGGCGGGCGACGUGUGCGCCAUAAUGCGCGUACAUGCCUUCUUGGAACAGUGGGGACUCAUCAAUUAUCAGAUCGAUGCUGAUUUGCGACCCACCCCAAUGGGACCACCGCCCACUUCUCACUUUCAUAUCUUGUCGGAUACGCCGUCAGGCUUGCAAGCAAUUAAUCCGCAAAAGACGCAGCAGCCAUCAGCAGCCAAAACGCUACUUGAUCUCGAUAAAAAGCCAUUGGGCAAAGACAUGCCCAUGGAGUGCGAUAAGAGCGGUGGCGCAUUAGGCAUUAAAACAGAAACUCUUGAAAAUGGGGCUGCCGGCGGCUUGAGCUCAGGCGUCAAUCAAUUCGGUCUCAAGCUGGAUCAAUAUGCCAAAAAGCCGUCGGCCAUGAAAAAUCGCACAGCUGCAAGUAUGUCACGCGAAUGGACCGAUCAGGAGACAUUGCUGUUGCUUGAAGGACUCGAGAUGCAUAAGGAUGACUGGAACAAGGUGUGCGAACAUGUGGGCACACGCACACAGGAUGAGUGCAUUUUGCACUUUCUGCGACUGCCCAUUGAAGACCCCUACCUAGAAGAUGAUGGUGGCUUUCUGGGUCCACUUGGCUGCCAGCCUAUACCAUUUAGCAAGUCGGGUAACCCAAUUAUGUCUACUGUGGCAUUUUUGGCAUCUGUCGUGGAUCCUCGCGUAGCGGCGGCUGCUGCAAAGGCGGCCAUGGAAGAAUUUGCAGCUAUUAAGGACGAGGUGCCAGCCACGAUUAUGGACAACCAUAUGAAGAACGUGGAAAAGGCCUCCGCUGGCGGCAAGUUCAAUCCAAAUUUUGGUUUGGCUAACAGCGGCAUUGCUGGCACGGGUAACGACAAGGAGGAGGAUGAAACCAAGGAGGGUGCCACAAGCAACGAUGAGGAUGCCAAGGAUGGUAUUACCAAGAAAGACGAUGAUGCCAAGUCCAAAGACAAAACGAAAUCGGAUAAGUCCAACACAAACACUGACUCGACAAGCUCCACAUCUUCCACCACAACAACAGCCAACACGACCAGCACGAACAAUAACACUGAUAAAUCUAAAUCUAAAGAAUCGUCGCCCGGCGACAAAGCCAACAAAACCGACAAAACGAGCAAUGCCUCAAACAAAACGGCUUCCAACUCCUCACCCACAGAGACGGGCACAGGCACCAGCAGCGAUGUCGAAAUUAAAAUGGAAACCGAAACGAGUGGAGAUGGCGAGAUAAAGGAAGCCACAAGUGAUUCCAACAGCGGCUCCAGCGGUAAUGCUUUAUCCAAGGAAGGCGCAUUUAGUGAAAAUAAUAUGCAAACAGCAGCAGCCGCUGCAUUGGCCUCUGCGGCAGUCAAGGCGAAACAUUUGGCAGCGCUGGAGGAGCGUAAGAUUAAAUCACUUGUGGCAUUGCUGGUAGAGACACAAAUGAAGAAGCUUGAGAUCAAAUUGCGACACUUUGAAGAGCUGGAGGCCACCAUGGAGCGUGAACGCGAGGGUUUGGAAUAUCAGCGACAACAGCUCAUCACCGAGCGUCAGCAAUUCCAUCUGGAGCAGCUCAAGGCUGCUGAGUUUAGAGCGCGUCAACAGGCACAUCAUCGUCUGCAGCAGGAGUUGCAUCAGCAAGGUCAGGCUGCCGCUGUUGCCGGUGGCAUGAUACCACCACCACAACUACAGCAACAACAACAACCGCUACCACAGCCAGGUCCGCCACCACAUCAUCAUCAGCCACCGCCGCUGCAGCAGCCGCAUCCACAUCCCCAUGCGCAUCAGCCUUUGCCGCCGCACAUAGCACCAGGGGCCCCGCCUAAUGGUGCAGCUUUUUCAGCGCCACCAGUGCUACCCCCUGCUGUUGCAGCACCGCCACCCGCACCAAUAGCUGAUCAUGCAGCUCCUGCGGCGGCGCCUCCAUCAGCGUCCAUUCCCAUGGACACAACGCCCCCAGCUAGUGCAGCGCCAACUGCUGAAGUCGGGACAGUUGCAGCGCCUCCAAGCAUUCCAGCCCCUAGCGUUGUUGCUGCUGUCGCUGCCACGGCAGCACCCCCUUCUUCAUCCUAAACGUAUAUGUAGGAAAACAAAACAUAAAUCUUAGCUUUAAGUUGCACUCUCUCAGUAUGUAUUGUAUACUAUUUUUCGCCCCUUUGUCAGCUCCCGUUUCACCUGCUCUUUUUAGUGUACUUAUAUAUUUUGUUGUAGUCCCUUCCUUGGUAGCAUCAAGUCAUGUCUUACGUCUAGAUGCGCAUUCAAUAUCUAUGUAUACAGUUUUGAACCUAGUUUCAAACCCUGCAAAAACGUCUUAAGAAAAUAAAGUCUAUU